AUGGUAGCGUCUACCAGAUUAUGCAGGAAAAUGUCGCCGAGGUGUUUCAUCAUAACCGCGAUCGGCCUGACGGUGAUCCUCUGCGUGUACUACACGAGCUACGUGUCGGACAUCAAUCAGAAAGCCGGCCAGCAAUCGGGCGAGGUGGCCGACACCGCCGGGCAGGUCCAGCGGUUCUUCAGGCAAGCGGCGAAGGAAAGCUCGAGGAAAACGGAGCGGGCAAUCGGCCAGGGCACCUGCCCGAAAUUGACCGCCUCGGAGGCCGACGUGAACACCUUCGAGGUGUUCAAAGACUUCGAGUUCCAGCCUGCGUGGAUGAAAAGCAAGGAAUAUUGGGAUAAAACGUUCGAGGAUCGAUACGAACGGCAAAAAAUGGAUCCCGAAAGGCCACAUCUCAAGGUGAUCAUCGUUCCCCAUUCGCACAACGAUCCGGGCUGGUUGAAAACGUUCGAGCACUAUUUCCACUCGACCUCGCGCCAAAUCAUGAACAACAUGGUGUCGAAGUUGCAGCAAAAUAAGAAUUUCACGUUCAUGUGGUCGGAAAUAUCGUUCCUGAACGCCUGGUGGGAGGAGGCGCAUCCCAGCAAGCAGCGCGCCCUCAGGGAGCUGGUGCAAUCCGGCCGAUUGGAAAUUACCACCGGCGGUUGGGUGAUGACGGACGAGGCCAAUGUGCACUUGUUCGCGAUGGUCAAUCAGCUCAUCGAAGGUCACCAAUGGGUCUGGUCCAAUCUCGGUAUUAAGCCACAAACUGGCUGGUCUAUAGAUCCCUUCGGUCACGGUAAUACAGUACCUUAUAUACUAGCAGCUUCUGGGUUGAAGGGUACUGUAAUUCAAAGGAUUCACUACGCUUGGAAGCAAUGGUUGGCUAUGAAGCAGUAUGGUGAUUUCAAAUGGAUACCCGGUUGGUCUCCUGCUGAUUCAACGGGGACGAUUUUAACGCACAACCAGCCUUUCGAUAUUUAUUCCAUCAAGCACAGCUGCGGGCCGCACCCUUACAUUUGCCUAAAUUUCGAUUUUAGAAAGAUUCAAGGCGAAUAUACCGAGUAUUCGCUAAAAGCGGUACCGAUAACUAACAAGAACAUAAAGGAAAAGGCCGAGCUGUUGCUGGAACAGUACGCCCGAACGGGCUCCCUAUUUACACACAAUACUGUCCUGAUGCCUCUGGGAGACGAUUUCAGAUACAAUGUUAAAGAGGAGUGGGAUCAGCAGUACACGAAUUACAUGAAACUCAUUAAUUACAUAAACGGGCACAGCGAAAAAUAUAAAGCAGAGAUUACUUUCGGUACCCCUGCUAUGUACUUUGAAGAAAUUACAAAGAGAAAUGCACAAUUUCCAACGUUAAAAGGAGACUUCUUCGUCUACUCGGACAUAUUCGCGGAAGGUAGACCGGCGUAUUGGUCGGGUUAUUACACCACCAGACCCUUCAUGAAGCUCUUAGACCGCGAGCUGGAAAACAGCUUGCGAGCCGCCGAAAUUAUCUACACCUUCGCCCUGAACAAAGCGAAGCAAAACAAAUUAAACACCGACUCCAAAUUGCUCGAACGAGAUUUCGAAAAGUUGAUCCGAGCUAGAAGAAACUUAGCUCUAUUCCAACACCACGACGCCAUCACGGGCACGAGUAAAUCGUUCGUUAUGCGAGACUACGGGCUGAAGUUGUUCGAAGGCGUCAGGGACACGGUGAACAUCCAGCAGAACGCGCUGCAGAGCCUGCUCUUCCCGGGCGUCCCGGCCAUCCCGGACCACAAUCUCAUCCUGAGCGAUUUGGAGCGAGACUCCUUCGAAAAGCAACCGAGGAAGACCCCGAUUCAAAUCUCCUCGAGCGGCGUCAAUCGCUAUAGAAAAAUUCUAAUCUACAACUCGCUGGCUAUCCCGCACGAGCAACUUAUACAAGUGAGAGUUAAUACUAGCAACGUUAGAGUAACGGAUCACGAAGACAAGCCGGUGCUGUACCAAAUCAAUCCGGUGUGGGACGUGUCCGAAUACACCACUCUUUAUUUGUCUGCGGACGAGUACGAAGUGGCCUUUAUCGCAAAACUCCCGGAGUUAUCGGUGGCGACUUUCAAUUUGAUGUACGAUGAUUCCUCGCAGGGAAAACUGGCCACUAUUUAUUGCAAGAACUGCCGCAAAUCGACCACUAUAAUUAGCAACGAGAACAACGCGGCAGGGGAGGUUGUAAAAUCCAAGUUCGAUAUUAAAGAUAUACCGCAAGGGGAUAUCCAGCUGGAAAGUAGCAAGAUGAAAGUUUUAUUUAGCGGUAGUACUGGGUUUAUGAAGAGUAUUACGAGGAAGCACAAUCCGAAAAUUAUGCAAUGCGGUAUUCAAUUUGCUGCGUACAGGAGCGCUCAAUUCCACUCCGGUGCUUACUUGUUCAUGCCAGAUCCCAACGAAAGAGAAUACGAAAAGGACGUUCUAAUCCAAUACAAAGACCAGAAAAGCAUCGUUAUCAGCACAGGUUUAUUAUCCACGGAAAUAUCCGUUAUAUACGGCCCGUUUUUAGUCCACACCGUCACGGUGUUUCUCGAUGAAAACUCGACGUUGUCUAAUGGGAUUUUCAUCGAGAACGUGGUGGAUUUCGAAAAUCCCCCGAAAAACAGGGAAACCGAAUUAUUCAUGAGAAUCAUUUCCGACGUCCAGAACGGCGAGCCGCCCGAGUUCUACUCGGACCUCAACGGCUUUAGCAUGCAAAAGCGGAUCAAAAUCGAAAGAAUAGGCUUGGAAGGCAAUUAUUUCCCAUCGACGACGAUGGCGUACAUUCAGGACAAUAAAGUUCGGUUGAGCUUGCUGCUCAACCACGCGCAAGGCGUGGCGAGCUGGCAACCCGGCUAUUUAGAGGCCAUGCUCGACCGGAGGACUCUCUACGACGAUUCCAGAGGAAUGGGAGAAGGUUUGGUGGACAAUAGAAAAACCACCAGUAAAUAUUGGCUGCUAAUCGAAGAUAUAUCGCAAAUCAAAACGGACAAAAACCCACAACAAAACCGAUUCGACAACGUCGAAGAUCCUUACGAUAAAGAGGAUGUUGUAAGGUCCUUUAACGUCCCGACGGAAGCCACGGAGUCUUCGAAAACCGACGCCUUCUCCAGACCGUCGCUGUUCGCCAACCAUUUAUCCAACGCUCUGAACUACCCGGCGGGCGUUUUCAUCGUGGAUUCCGAGCACGAACACUCGAUAAGCAGCCUGAUCAAAUUCGUAAACAAACCGUUCCCCUGCGACGUGCACUUGUUGACUCUGCGCACCCAGCCUGACCCGGUGUACUCGCAGUUCCCGUCGCCCAGCGCGCUGAUGGUGCUCCACCGCCAGGGCCACGAAUGCCACGUUAGCGGCAAUUACACUUGUGAUAUAGAUAAGUUCGACGAAGACAUUAGUUUCGAAUUGGUGAGCGUGAGGGAAUUGGAAGCCAAAAGUUUGACCGGAUUGAAUUCAGUCGAGGGAUUGAAGAGGUUCGGAGACAUUCGCUUGGAUUCCAUGUCUUUGAAAACCGUUAACGUUACUUUCGGUUAG
Molecule: messenger RNA, 3498 nt
Organism: Phyllotreta striolata
Lineage: Eukaryota; Metazoa; Arthropoda; Insecta; Coleoptera; Chrysomelidae
Source: the annotation of a GenBank genome assembly